AGUAACGCAGAGCAGACUCAGUUAAACUGUUCUUCGCAGAUGCUGUCACAUACAAGAGCGAUUUAGUACGUCCUGUACUUUAUAAAGUACUGCACAGGCUCACGUUUUGUAAUCAUAAACGAACCUAGUUGGAUGCUAGAAGCAAGAGAGAGAAAAAAAGAUGUGCGAAAUCUGGAGCAAAACUAGAAAAGGCUGGACGCAAUCAUUAGAUGAAGCAAGAUGAAUAAAUCAUUAAACCCAAAAGCCUACAUUCGCUCCUUAAACCAUAGGCUCAUCAGAGAACUAUCAGACAUAUUGGAUCCACAAGAUGGGUGGAAGAGAUUGGCAGUGAACAUUAAAAAACCUACUGGAGAGCCAAGAUACAGCCAGUUGCAUAUAAGGAGAUUUGAAGGAGUGGUUCAAAUGGGAAAGAGCCCUACCACAGAACUCUUGUUUGACUGGGGAACAACCAAUACCACAGUCCACGAGCUUGUAGAGAUCCUGGUUCAAAAUCAUUUCCUUGCUGCAGCCAGCUUGUUACUUCCAGAAGAAGUACCAAAGGCUAUACCAUCUUGUUCAUCAACUGAAAGAACUGACACCUCUAAGUCUAAUACUGCAUGUAAAUCAAUGAUACCGGUUUAUGAUCAUGAACCUACUUACCAUGGCACAAACUGCAGCACCCAGGUGGCUGCAAACAGUUCAAUUCAGCAAAGCCUUGCUUCUGAUUCUGUGGAAACUAAUCUUCAAAGUUUCAGCUAUUAUGAGUUAAUGCAGAGGACUAAUAACUUUGAUGAGCGUCCAGUCUCACAUGGUGGCAGUAAGAUUGGUGAGGGAGGGUUUGGAGUUGUUUACAGAGGUCUCAUAAAUAACAGAGUGGUGGCGGUGAAAAAAUUGGCAGGACCAUCUCAUCACCAUAAUGUCAGUCCUGAGGAGUUGAAACGUCAGUUCCUUCAAGAAGUUAAAACAUUAGCAAGAUGUCAACAUGAAAACUUGGUCGAGUUACUUGGUUUUUCCAAUGAUUGGGAACAUCCCUGCCUAGUAUAUGCCUACAUGUCCAAUGGGUCAUUGCUGGACAGAUUAGCAUGCCAGGGUAAGACACCUCCAAUUUCUUGGCACAUAAGAUGCACUAUUGCUUUGGGUACAGCCGAUGGGUUAAAAUACUUGCAUGAAAAUAAUCACAUACAUCGUGAUGUGAAAAGUGCAAAUAUCUUGUUGGAUGCUUUGUUUGUUCCUAAAAUUUCAGACUUUGGACUUGCUCGGGCUGCAUCACAAUUAACACAGACUAUGUUAACUGAUAAAAUUGUUGGCACAACUGCAUAUAUGGCUCCAGAGGCUUUACGUGGGGAGAUUACACCAAAGUCAGAUCUUUUUAGCUUCGGAGUGGUCUUACUGGAAAUAAUAACAGGACUUAAAGCAGUUGAUGAGCAUCGUGAACCACAACUGUUGCUUGAUAUCAAAGAAGAAAUAGAUGAAGAAGAAAAGACAAUUGAAGAUUAUGUUGACAAAAAGAUGCAUGACUGGAACUCUGUGGCAAUUAAGAAAAUGUAUUCAACGGCAAGGCAGUGUCUAAAUGAAAAGAAGAACAAGAGACCAGAUAUUACAGAGGUAUGUAGCACUGAUACAUCUAUUCAGGUUAAAUGGUUCAUAGCCAUUUUAAAUAUUAAAUAUAAAAACAUUUUUACUGCUUUUACAGGUGUAUAAUUCAUUGAAAGAGACUUCUUCAGUUACUUCAUAGUGAGUUGAUGCUGGAAUCCUGUUACUGGUCACAACAAAAGUAUUACUCGGGGCACAGUAUAAACUUUGCAUUUUUGAUAUAUCUAGAGUAUUCUUGAAUAAACUUUUUAUAGGUCUGCAUAUUGCAUGUACCAUAUAUUCAGAAUAAAAAUUCUCAUGCACACCAUUAGUAGGUAUGGUGUUCUUUAUCCAUUUUAGUUACAUCUCUGUUAGUAACAAAGGAGAACAAACUAUACAUUGUAUCAUCUUUUACCCUAAUUUCAUUUUUCUUUACUGAUCCUGUUGCCAAAAUCAAUUUUUGUAACAAAAAUAAUUUAGUUUAUACAAGAUUAUAUAAGGAAAUGUUGUUAUGUGUUGUGAAUUAUAACAUUAUCUGAACAGAUCUAUAAUGCCUACAGAAUGCUAACCUCAAAGCCAGAAGGGAACAUAAAGAACACUUAAAUUGCCUGGGUAGUGAAGGCUAUGGGUCAGCCAAAUGCUGGAAGAUGGGAGUAAUACAGGUGGGUGACCACUGAUCAGCAUAGACACGGUGGGCUGAAUAGCCUAUUUCCACUCUGAAUGGAACCCUCACCACAUUUCAAAAAGUACCUGGAUAUGCACUCGGGAAGCCCUGCUCUGUGGGGCCUACUGGUAAAAUCUUUACCGACUGAAACAAACACAGAUGGCCAAAUGGCCUCCUGUGCCAUUAAUUUUCUGAUUCUGGGAAGGCUUUGGCAUUCCAAUAAAGAUUAGGCUUGACCCAACGAGCAUGCUGCACACUAUUUUUCCUCAUGAUUUGCACAGAAGUUUAAUUUCCUAUUGAUAAUUGAAUCAUCCACAAUAAUAAUUCCCAAUGUCCAUGCAACUAAAGUUCAAUCCAGCUUGCAUUCGCAUCCUAAACCUUUUGCUGGCCUUCAUCUGGUGCAGGUCUUGGAUUAUUUUCAGAAGACUGAUAGCAUUUUCCCACAACAAACUUGGUAUUUGCAUGGCUCUGGAAAUGGUGCUCAGCAGCAGUGGUAUGACCUCAAACUGGGUACCCCUUGUCCUUCAGAAUCUAUCCCUCAAGGCAGAGCUGAUUACAGAAAACAUCUAGCAUUUCAGUGUUACUGUGGGAAAAAAAACAUCAUGCGCUUCCAGAAGAUGGCAUUUACCUUCAGAAAAAUCUGAUGCUCCACAACCAUCUGUACAUUUGGCAAAUGGCAACACUUUGAAGUUCCAGAUCAUUAACGAGAAUUCAAGUACAGUUAAUGGCUGCCAGCACAUGGGUUUUGCCAGUAUUACUGGCUUCCCAAUAUCCAAGAUGUAAAUCAAGAAACUGCAGCUGCUGGAAAUGCAACCAAAGAUUUACAGAAUUGAUACGUUGACUGUAUCUCUUUCCAUAAGUGCUGUCUGACUCAGUACCCAACAUUCCACCUGUUGCUCAUCGAAAUCAAAUAGAUGAAGUCAUCUCUCCACAAGUACAAAACCCAAGUGACCACUCUGUUGUUACAGUAAGUGGCAAGUUCAGAGACAUGGCAGUGAUUUGCAGCAGCUGAAAGAUCUUGUGGCAAGGAGGUCAAGAGUCAUUAUGACUUUAACCUUCACACAGUGAUUAGAAUGUGGUCAAAGGUCUUUGUGCAGCAUUUCACCUAAAUCAGUGAUGACUGCCUUGAAAUUCCUAUGCAUGUGACUACAUUGUUCAGGAGGUCUAAGAAAGAUGCGUCAUCUCUGAUGACUGUGGGAGCAGACUCUUCCACAAGGACUCAUGUCUGCUUCCUGCUCCAAAAUCCCUGCCCAACUCAGCAUGGCCAGCACAAACCCACUUCCCCCACACUAGAUUGCCUCCAUUGGUUAACUAUUGCAUUUGUAUCUAGCAGCUAAUGCUGGAAAAAACACUGGAGCACAAUCCAUGGACUUUGGAGAGCAAGUAGCUGCAGUCAUUUCUUGAGGUGCCUAGUCAAAUCUCCCAAUGUUAAGUGGAAUAUCUCUUUAAAUAAUAAGCAAAGUAAUGUAGUGUCUUCCUGGUUGUACUUUAACUGUUCAACAGCAGGCUUAGGUUACAUAAAAAGCUCCAAUUUAUCCUUGCAAGGGUGGAAAUGAGCACCGUGUGAAUAGUUAUGUAAAUAGGGGCAAGGCUAAUGUUGGGAAAUAAAAAUCAGGUGCUGUGCAAUUCCUAGGCUAAGUAUUUGAAAAUACUUUGGUAGCUUAAGGUGUUGCCUUCAGAUUCGUAGAUACCAGAAAACAACUGUUUGACUACUGUAAAAAGAGAUUACCAGGAAGUGUUCCAUACAUGCAUAGACCACAGUACUUCUGGAUUGGUGCUGCAUGUCGGUAUUAUCCAUGUUAUGCCACUUUCUAAACUAUUCUGAAGGUACUGGCACAGUUCCAGACACAGUUUCACAAACUUACCAGCACAUUGGUAUCAUAUCCAAGUAGCUAUUUGCUGAGAUUUGCACAUAAAAUGUGAUUUAGUUUGUACAGAGAAAUUUAUUAGUGAUUCAUUAUUAACCUAGCUGAAAUUGAGAAUUUUCAUUCUUCUCCAUAAAGCCUGCAGCACCAAGAGAAAUGAGACAUUGACCAGUGAAAUACUGAAUUGAGAUGAUUUUUGUUUGUUAGAUACUAGAUGAGCCAUUCCAGAUUAUCAUAGGCCAUAGAAACAAUGGAUUUUCAAAGUCAAAGUCAUUGGGUGCUAUUUCUUUUUAAAAAAAAAACAUUUGCUAGCUUUGAUUUUUUAAUUCACAUAUAUCAGAAUUUAAUGUGCAAAAUUUGCUGAUUUUAUAACAAUUGCUACCAAUCAAAUCCAAAUCAUUCAUAUACAUUAAGAAAAGCUGUGGUUUCAGAACCAAUCCUUGGGAACUCCAAUGUGCACUUCCCUUCAUUCUGAAAGACAACCUUUUACUAUACUAACAACACCCUGCAUCGGGUCUCACUUGAGGUGUUGCUCCUCUAACCUGCGUUUGGCCUCAACGUGGCAGUAGUUGAGGUGUUCCCUUUAUUCCACGGUCAUCUGUCCACUCCUACCAGAUUCCUUCUUCAGCCCUUUGCCUCUUCCACCCAUCACCUCUCAGCUUCUUGCAUCAUUCCCUUUCAUCCCCCCUCCCCCACCCUACCCACCCACCUACCUAGCCAUCCAACUACAAAUAGUUGAUACAGGAAAUUGAGACCAAUCUGGUCACUUGGAUAGGAUCACUGGUUCUUUUACAUCUAUUUGAAAAAGCGGGAGAGCUCUCUGCAGUGACCUUACAAUACAUAUCCCUCAACCAACACCACAAAUACAAAUUAUCUGAUGGAGGUUUGUGGGACCAUGCCAAUGCAAAUUAGAGGUUUCACUUCCUACAUUACAACAUUUCAAAAGUACUUCACUAUGACAUCCUAAGAAGUCAUUCCCAAUAACAAUUUGGACUGAGAGCCUCUUGCCUCAAAUUAUCUUCUCCUUGACUGAUUUUUCAACACUAUUUGAUUUGUUUUUAAAUCCCCAUAGCUCUUAACCUCCUGAACAGGGAAGGGUUAAUUUGAUCCAUCUUGCCAAACACAAAUCAGAAAAAGCAAUAAUAUCCUAACAAUUAGGGUCCAAAUUAUCAACUAUAUGUUGAUAUUACAUUUAAUACGUGGAAAAUAUUAGUGGAACAUUUAGCAAAAUCUAGUAAAUUAAUGUCAAUAUAUCAAAUUUGAAUCAAUGUUUAGGUAACAAUGUUCCAUUACUGGAGAUUUUAAGAAGUCAUUAAAUAUUACAGGUCUAGCCUAAAGUUUAGACAAAUGAAACGGAGAUCAGAGUUAAUGACCAGAGCUUGGCAUUAUAUCUUAAAGACAUCAAUAAAACAAAAACAUGCACAGCUAUAAUUUGUAAUUAAGAUAUUACAGUAAUUGAUUAAUAAUUUUUGAGCAACAUAUUAACAUGAAAGCAUUGGUUCCUCACAAAUAAUUUGAUUAACAAGUAUACCAAUUGUUCCUGUUGUACAUGUGACACAUUUGUUAUAUGUAAUUACAUCAGUUUCUGCUAUACAAGUUUAGAUAAAGCCAGGUUGAAACCUACACAGAAGUUAUAAAUCAUCAAGGACUUUAUGAUACCUCGAUUAUAAUACAUCUCAAUUUUAAAUGAGGUGUCACAGAAUACGUUAACUACAGUGGAUGAGGUCAUAAGGAGUCCUGUUAAGCUUUUACAGUUAUCCUUGUGCAUUAAUAAUUGCCUCUUAUAUUCAAGACGGUCUGGGUGUCCCUGCGUUUGUGACCCAGAUCCCCAUUGUGAUUAUAUGGCAGCUUGAGGGAUUUAGCAGGGCGAGAGAUUCACUCACUGGGAUUGACCUUAGUGCUAAGACUAUGAGGUAUUGAGAUAGAAGGUAUCUUGAUUUUAGUCAAGGAGGUAUUUCAAUUGCAUAUACAGUGCAACUAGUGUUGGUAUUGAUGAUAGGAAUGUUGGAAUUAGUUGGAGAGAUGAGGAGAUCUUUCACUGGGUCUGGUUUGCCUAUGCAGGUGGUUGGGAUAGCACGUUUUAAAAAUGAUCCUAGAUCUGGUGAGUGGAUAAAGGGUUUUAGUUCUUUUACUGAAUCAAAUUUUAUCAACUCACUUUUAUUAAGAUCAAAUACAUAUCCUGUGAAAUAGGGUCUUGCUACUGCAAGACCUGGUUUGGAUAAGACCUGCAGGUGAUGUCACUCAGUAAACGAAACCAAUUUCCUGCAGUUAAAAUGGCGUUACAAAGAUCACUGUGUGUAAUUGUGAAAUAUAGUGUAAAGUUAUUAGCAUUCACUUUACCCAAGAUUUCAGCAUCCAACUGGAGCAAAAAACCCAAACCAAAUUACUACCAGCACGCAAAUUGGUAGGAAAUGUACAACUGGAGAGGUGAUGGUUAUCUAUACAAAUGUACCACAUAAUGGAAUCCAAUGUAACAUUUUUUAAAAUAAUUUUAGGUUCUAUUUAGUUCUGUACAGUUUGACAGCAUUUAUGUUGGAAUAAAACAAAGAAACUUGGCACUAUUACUGAAUUAAAAUCGUUUGGUAGCUUGCAUUAAGCAAAUGAAGAUUGCUUCCUAGUCAAAAGAGAAGAUUGAUAAAAACAUCAAGAAAGCCAACUAUAGUGUGUAUUCAAUCUA
Messenger RNA from Pristis pectinata (smalltooth sawfish), 6757 nucleotides. RefSeq names its product interleukin-1 receptor-associated kinase 4-like. Gene Ontology annotation, molecular function: protein serine/threonine kinase activity; ATP binding; magnesium ion binding. Gene Ontology annotation, biological process: signal transduction; protein phosphorylation. The record is from RefSeq and is a predicted model, not a curated record. Lineage: Eukaryota; Metazoa; Chordata; Chondrichthyes; Rhinopristiformes; Pristidae. The transcript is spliced from 11 exons. The coding region runs from base 220 to 1680 and encodes 486 amino acids.